AUGCCUGGCGACUCGGACCCAUUGAUCAACGACAACACCAAACUCCAGGCCUACUAUGCCUCCCUCGAGUCUAGAAUCGGCUACAAGGUGUUCCUUGGUGACACGCGUCACUUUGGUUAUUAUCCUAGCGACAAAAGCUGGCCUUUCCCCAUCGGUCGCUCGCUGAGGGCCAUGGAGACAAAGAUGGGCGAACUGCUGAACCUCCCCCCAGGUGCCAACGUCCUUGACGCUGGCUGUGGUGUCGGUCAUGUGGCUCUUCACCUCGCCAAGGAGUUCAAGUACCGCGUCAAGGCUAUUGAUGUCGUUGAGCACCACGUUGCCAAGGCGAAGCGCAACUUUGCCCGAUCCGGGCUAUCCGAAGGACAAAUCUCGGCGAGUCGGAUGGACUACCACCACCUCGAAACCCUAGACGACGAGUCUUUUGACGGAGUCUACACUAUGGAGACUCUUGUGCACGCUACGGAUCCCAAGGCUGUUCUAGCGGGUUUCUUCCGCAUUCUACGCCCAGGUGGCCAUGUUGCUCAUUUCGAGUAUGACCACGAGUUCGUCUCUGACUCAACUGAGGAUAUGGCCCAGUCAAUGAAGAAAAUCAAUGACUAUUCCGCCAUGCCAACGAAUGACCUCUCGCACCCCGGCGUCUUCAAGGAGAUGCUCGAGGAGGCGGGUUUCACCGACGUCAUGGUUCGAGACUACUCAAAGAACAUUGUUCCCAUGACGCGGUUAUUCUACCUAGUCGCUUAUAUCCCUUGGCUCCUCGUUACCUUUUUUCACUUGGAGAAGCAUUUCAUCAACACGGUGGCUGGUGUCGAGUCGUAUCGAGGGCGUGAUCGUUGGCAUUACGUUGCUAUCACGGCCAAGAAGCCAGGGGAGCCUAUUAAGGAGCCAAAGACGCGGUAA
Molecule: messenger RNA, 897 nt
Organism: Fusarium keratoplasticum
Lineage: Eukaryota; Fungi; Ascomycota; Sordariomycetes; Hypocreales; Nectriaceae
Product: Methyltransf-25 domain-containing protein
Exons: 1
Coding region: 1-897 (298 amino acids)
Biological process (GO): ergosterol biosynthetic process
Cellular component (GO): endoplasmic reticulum
Molecular function (GO): sterol 24-C-methyltransferase activity
Source: RefSeq, a predicted model, not a curated record